Culicoides brevitarsis is the source of this 2082-nucleotide messenger RNA. RefSeq names its product sorting nexin-33 (gene SH3PX1). Gene Ontology annotation, cellular component: plasma membrane; cytoplasmic vesicle. The transcript has 3 exons. Gene Ontology annotation, molecular function: phosphatidylinositol binding; protein binding. The record is from RefSeq and is a predicted model, not a curated record. Lineage: Eukaryota; Metazoa; Arthropoda; Insecta; Diptera; Ceratopogonidae. Gene Ontology annotation, biological process: endosomal transport; plasma membrane tubulation; endocytosis. The coding region runs from base 138 to 1712 and encodes 524 amino acids.
UACAAGCACGGGCAGAAUCGUAAAAUCGUUUUUUACCUUUUUCAACUGCAAAUACCACAAAAAUAAGGCAAAUUAAUAGUUGAACUUGACACUCAGAGACGCAAACAACUCACACACGCGACCCAGAGGGAAGAAAGAUGUCGAAAGUUAAGGUGCUGUAUGACUUUAGUGGCGAGCCAAAUUCGGCGGAACUGAGUGUCGUGGCGGGCGAAAUUUUGGUCGUUACGAAUACGAAUGUGGGCGAGGGUUGGUGGGAAGGCACGAACCAAAAGGGACAACGAGGACUCUUUCCGGCUGCGUAUGUCGAAGCAAUACCGAAUGUGCCUGUGCCCGCAUCGACGCCAUCUGGAGAUAGAUAUGAUCAGCCCGAUCCAUGGGAUGAAGCAGACAGCGAUUUUUCCGACGAAGGCACCGAAUCACAUUACGCCGAAAUUCCUGCCUCGGAUGCCACAUACAGCAAUCAACCACUAGCUUAUCCAACAUCGCAAUUACCUCAACCGCCAGAUCAGGCUGGGCAAGCAAGCGGCGUUCCCGUUCGUCGACCCCCAAAGAUGUUCUCGAAAUCCAGCGACUCGUACAUCUUGGGCACGCAAUCGGUUCCCGUGUCGCCCAACGAACGCGUGCACAUCGUUCAAAGUCAAAUCGGUUUCAUGUGGAAACAAAACCCCGACAACUACUUUGUCACAAUCGCCUCCCCAAAGACUGAGUCAAAGCUGAAGGGCCUCAAGACAUUCACGGCCUACCAAAUGACGCCGUCUCACACGAAUAUCGUCGUUUCGCGUCGCUACAAGCAAUUUGACUGGUUGCACGAACGUCUCGUCGAAAAAUUCAGCCUUAUUCCGAUACCACCGCUGCCCGCGAAACAGGCAAGCGGACGCUUCGAGGAGCAAUUUAUCGAGCAUCGACGUGCCCAGCUGCAGGAAUUCACGAAUUACAUGUGUAACCAUCCGAUAUUGUCGAAUUGCGAGGUGUGGCAGCACUUUAUCACGUGUACCGACGAGAAACGAUGGAAAGCGGGCAAACGAAAAGCGGAAGGCGACACGUUGAAGGGAGCCACAUAUUGCGCGGCAAUUGUCGCACCCGAAAAACAAUUGUUGCAAUCGACGGUCGACAAGGAACUCGAAUGCUUGAAUGCCUUUUCGCACCAAAUGAUGCUCGCGGUAAAGGCGAUCAUGAAUGUGGCGGAUGACCAAACGAAGAAAUUCCAAAUACAACACAAAAAAGAUUUUCAGCGUGUGGGCGAGAGUUUGUCCGAACUGGCAAAGGCAUUGGAUAUCGAUGAGCGACGUUUGUCGACAGACACGAAAUUGUCGCAAGCUGUGGGUCGCACGGCGGCAAUUUACAUCAAUUUGGGGCAAAUGUUCGGGGAACAACCGAAACGCGAUUGGCUGCCAUUCUCCGAUAAAUUUCACAUUUAUCGCGGGAUACUGACAGCCUAUCCAGACAUAUUGGCGGAACACAAAAACGCGAUGCAGAAGAAGAAGGAAUGCGAACGCCUGACGUCGGAGCAGAAAAUGCAUCAGUCGCAGUUGCAGGAAGUGAAUCGCCGCACGGAGGUUAUGUCGUAUGCCGUGAUGGCAGAAAUGAACCAAUUUCGCUUGGAGCGCGAUAGCAAUCUGAAACACACGAUGAACGAAUUUAUCACGGCGCAAAUAGACUUUUAUAAGAAAAUUGUAGAGAAAUUAGAGGAAGCACGCUCGUACUUUCAGUAGAAACGCAGUCGUGGCAGACCAAUCGCUUCAAAAGUGAUCAUUGUGUUAUUAUUAAUUAUAAAAAAAAUUAUCGAACAUUCUGUUACAUUUACACCCAUUUAUUGUUAAAAUAUUUUUUUUUUCUAAGAUAAGUCACAAAAGUUACAAAUUUCCAUCAGUUUUAUGAAUACAUUAAGAACAAUGUACAUUAAUUAAUUAUUUCAAGGUUAUAUUUAACGAUGAGAACUUGCAGGCAUUUCAAACGAUGAUUAGAACGAUAAUAAGACAAAAAAUAACAAUAGAUUAUAUAUAUAUAUUGCUAAAAAUAUAUCUAAAACUAAACUAUAUUUUAUAUAACAGUUUACUCAGCACUCAUAUUUAACUUAUAUGU